AUUUCUUAAAGUCCCGGCCGUGGGAGGCAGUGACGGCUCCCCGCCCAGGAUGUUGCGAAGGCUUGGCUCAGGGAGGAAGAAGUGCUUCCAGCCCGAGGGCCCCGCUCCGUUUCGGAGGAGCCGCAAGGGCUGCGGUUCAGAGGUGGCCUGGGGGAAGGCCCACAAGCACAGCAACGGGCAUUUUUAACUUUACAUUUUGGGGACUUCUGGAAUGAGGAGGGCCUGCAGCACAGAUGGCAACCCCCGGAGAUGACAGGCUGGGGCCCAGGGGGGCUGGACCUGGCCCCCCAGACCUGAGGUUCCCCAUCGCUGGAGGAGAGGUUUAUGGGAAGAGUCUGUCAUCGUCUCCAUCGCAGCCCUUGGCUGCAAUGGCUCCUUGGAACUGAGCCCUAUUAAUAGAGGAGAGGAAUGCCGGCAGAAGAUUGUUGUCCCUGUCACUUUGGGGGCUUUGUCCCAGGCAUGGGGGCAAGCUGGCGGCGUCGCACUGGAUUUGACGGGCCUCUGGUUUUAUCCCGCUGCCAUCUUUCCCACAAUGGAAAUGAGCCACUGCGAGAGCACAAGAAAACUUAAAUGUCGUCUCAGACCCGUUUGGCGCCUCCAAGCACACAGCUUGAGCUGCCGCCACUCUCUUCCGCUGAUCUCUUCUGCUUUAGCAAUGAUCCAGGAACAUCCUUGGGUUGCUGUUGUGAAGAUCAGACCCCACACUCUGGGCUGUUUGGGGUUGGAGAACCCCAGGUUUUAAUCCUAAACAACCUCAAGUCUGUGUCCUUGGCUGAGCAUUGGAGUGCAGUGGGCUAUGGGAUGGAUGGCGCUGAGCAGGACCAGUAUGAAGCCCACCUCAAAGAGCUUUUCGACAGCUUCGAUGGCACCGGCACCGGCUCUCUCGGCCGGGAGGAACUGACCGAGCUCUGCCACGUGCUCCACUUGGAGGAAGUUGCGCCGGGCGCGUUGCAACGGACGCUUCUGCAGGACGAUCUCCCGAGCCGGGUCCACUUUGACCAGUUCAAGGAUGCCUUGGUCCUCAUCUUGUCCAGUACAUUAACAAACGAGGAGUCCUUCCCGCAACCAGAUUCUUCUCCAGAAGCCCAACCAAAAUACAUCAAGGGCGGGAAACGCUAUGGGCGGCGCUCCAUGCCCGAGUUUCCGAAACCCGUGGAAGAGUUUGCGGAGGUGACAGUGUUUGAUCCCGGGAACGAGGCGGCUCAGCCGUCCUGCAUCCCCAGCGACGGCUGUGAUGAGCACUGGAGAUCCCAGGACAGUGAGGAAUACGAAGCCGAAGGCCAGCUGAGGUUCUGGAACCCCGAUGACUUGAACGCAGCCCAGGCCAACUCCCCGACGCGGGACUGGAUAGAGGGGAAGCUGCGCGAGGUGUGCGAGAGCCUCGGCAUCUCCCGGGACGGCCACCUGAGCAGGAAGAAGCUGGUCUCCGUUUGCGAGCAGUAUGGGCUGCGGAAUAUCAACACCCAGGUGCUGGAGGACAUCUUCCAGAACCUCGAGCCCAGCAACAGCACAAUGAGCAUCGAAGACUUUUUCUAUGGCUUGUUCAAAAUCGGGAAGCCUCUCCCGCCGUCCGCCUCCACGCCGUACAGACAACUCAAGCGGCACCUCUCCAUGCAGGCCUUUGAUGAAAGUGGGAGGCGUACCACAACACCAUCCGCAAUGACCAGCACCAUUGGCUUCCGGGUGUUCUCCAGCCUGGAUGAUGGGUUGGGUUAUGCUGAGGUGGAACAGAUCCUCGAUGCCUGGCACGAAGAAGGCAUAGAAAACAGCCAUGAGAUCCUGAAGGACUUAGACUUCAGCCUGGAUGGGAAAAUCAACCUAGCAGACCUCACCCUUGCUCUGGAGAAUGAGCUGCUCGUGGCAAAGAACAGAAUAUAUCAGGCAGCGCUGGCCAGCUUCAAAGCAGAGAUCCGCCACUUGAUGGAACGAGUCGACCAGGUUGUCAGGGAAAAGGAGAAGUUGCGCUUGGACCUGGAGAAGGCAGAGAAGCUGACGUCGCGCAUGGCCUCCGAAGUGGAUGACCACCAUGCUGCCAUCGAACGCCAGAAUGAGUACAACCUCAGCAAGCUGGAUGAGGACUACAAGGAGCGGGUUGCGGCUCUCAGAAAUGAGCUCCGAAAAGACCGCGAGCAACUCCAGCUGCAGGCCGGCAAGCAGCGGGCCGAGCUGGAGCAGGAGAUGGAGAAGCUGCGAACGGAAGAGAACUACCUCCGUGACCGCUUGGCCCUGACCCUGAAGGAAAACAGUCGCUUGGAAAAAGAGCUCCUGGAGACCGGAGAGAAGCUGGUGAAAUACGAGAGCACAGUGAGCAAGCUGCAAAAGUACUGGGAAAACGUCCUUGCAGAGAAGUUCGGGGACCUCGAUCCUGGCAGCGCGGAGUUCUUCCUGCAGGAGGAGCGGCUGAUGCAGAUGAAGAACAAGCACGAGGCGCAGUGCAGGGAGCUGCAAGAUCAGAUCGAUGAGCUGCAGUCUCAGCUGGAGUCGUUCCAGGCACAAGGCAGAGCUGGCCGCUCUCCGCUGAAAAACUCACUCUUUGAGGAGCUGGGCCAUGGCGCAGCGGAGUGCGAUCAAGAACCGGCUUCUGAGGAUUGCAACCCGCUGAACAUGAGCAUUGAGGCCGAAAUGGCCAUUGAGCACAUGAAGGAGCAGCACCACCACGACCUGCGCAACUUGCGACAGGGCCUGGAAGAGACGAUUUGCCACUACGAGAAGCAGCUCGAGGAGGCCAAGGCCCGCGGCGAGGAGGAGCAGGAGGCCCUCCGGCGGCAGCACAGCCAGGAGAGGCGAGCCCUGGAGCAGCAGGCGGAGCAGCUGCAGGCCCGGGUGUCCGAGCUGGAGGGCGAGCUGGCGGGGCUCCGGCGGGAGGCUGCCCCCCGCGAGAGCGUGGAGGAGAGCCGCCUGCAGGCGUGUCUGCGGGAGAAGGCCAGCCUGAUGGAGCAGCUGCAGCUGCAGCACGAGGGGGCGCUCCGGGCCAGGCUGGAGGAGGCGCAGGAGGCCUUUCGGCGCGAGCGCGAGGAGCUGGUGCGGGCCCGGGCGUGGGCGGAGGAGCAGAUGCGGGCCCUGGCGCGGACCGCCCGGGAGGAGAAGGCCGAGCUGGAGGACGGCUUCCAGCGGCAGCUGCAGAGGCUGGUGGAGGAGCACGCCCUGGAGAAGGACCGGCUGCAGCAGGACCAGCUGGGCCAACACCUGCAGGAGCUCCAGCAGCAAAGGACAGAAAUGGAAAGUGAGUUUAGCAGAAGACUGUCCUGGGCAGAGGAGCAGUUCGGCGCCGAGCGGCAGGCACUCAUGCACAAGUACGGGGACGCCGUGAAAGGACUGGAGGAGCGCUACCAGCACGAGCUGCGGGAACUCGCCAAGCUGCAGGGGGAGGAGAGAUCCAAGUGGGAAUUCGAGCGGGACGAAAUAGCCCAGGAAGGUGCUGAAGCCCAGGAGCGGUGGGGGGAAAUGCUGGAGAAGGAGAAGGCCGUUUCUGCGGCCCUCGCCCAAGAGAGGGAGCGCCUGGAGAAGGACUUCAAGGAGCAGGCCAACUCCUUGGCGCUGGAGAAAGGGCAGCUUCAGAAGGAGCUGCGGGACAUGAAGGCGCAAGAGGGUGCGCUGCAGGAGAGGCUGGCGCAAAUCCAAGCCAGCCACGAAGCGGAACUCGAGAAGAGGGACAGAGAGACGUCUGCCAUGGAAGGAGAACAGCGGCGAGCUGUGCACGAGAAGGAACUGCUGAACUCCAGGCUGGCGUCUGUGGAGCAUUUGAAGCAAGAGGCCCUCCGCAAGGCUGCAGAAGAAGAAAGAGCGCUGAGAGCGAAGAUGGAAGAGGCCCAGCGGGAACUGCAGCACCUGUCCGAACGGCAGAGGAAUUUAGUCCUUCUGAACAAAGAAACGCAAACGUGCAAGAGUGAUUCUCCAGGGCCUGCCAGUCCCCAGGAGGCAGGAGAGGCGAGAAGCUUUCUCUCAGCCCAGGAAGAUGUUCCAGAGACGACAGGAGGAAGUGAUGGAGCAGCUCCUCCUGGGAUGGGUAAGUUACUGGAAGAGCCGGCGAGGGGGCCAAGCCCAUCCCCUGGGUUCGUCCCAUUGCUUCCGGAAGCAUUUGUGGACUCUCACCUCCUAAAUAGCACCACCGAAGGCCACUGUCCAGCAGAAUCAGAAGAUGGGAUGCAAGCGUCAGAUGGGCGAUUGGAAGGCACCCUUUCUGGAGAAACCAUGGAGACCUCCCUUGUCUCGGAGGAGGCCCGUGAAGGCAUUUGGGCAGAGAAUGAAGCCCUCAAACGCCAGCAGCGCCUGCUUCAAGAGCGGAUUGCUCAGCUGGAGGCAGAAUGCGACCGGGCAGCCCAUGACCGACAAGAUAUGGCCUCCCAGGUCCAGAAGGAGCUCGAGGAGAUCUUGAAGACCAUCCCGCAGCCGAAGCCCCUGCUCUGUGGAAGUGAACGGAGUGAGGAAGGAUCCCACUGGGAAACGGCGGACGGUUCCACCAGAAGCAAAUCGUUCUUUGUGGAGGCUUUGGGGGCUGAACUGACGGCUGCGGAGAUGAGUGACGUUUCUCCUCCGCUUGAGAUCAGCCUCAGGGAAGGGGCUGGGACUGAGCAAGGAGGGCUGGAAGAGCUGGUGCCGGAGCUUUGGGGCACAGUGGCCGAGAAGGACGUUUGCUUCAGAGCUCAGCCCAAGGGUCUGCGGUUGCCAGAAGAACUCAAGCUGGAAAACCGGGUCCUGAAAGCCGAGAUGAUCAAGCUGCUGGAACGGAACAGCAAGCUGGAAGGCUACCUGCCCAGUCUGGCCAGCUUGCAGGGCAGGCUGGUCGAAAUUGACCAAGAAAGUCUGGUCCUCAAGGAGGAGAACUUGCAGCUGUUGCAGAAAGUGAGGGAGCUGGAAGAGGGCCGCAGCCGGUUUGCUAAGGAGAACGCCGAGCUGCAGAGCUCCAAGCUGGCUCUGCAAAGCCAGCUGGAGAAGCUGGAGGAGUUUGCGGUGAACCUGAAGGCCCUGAAGCGGGGCAGGCCUGGCCGCAGCGAGGAAGCGGCCAAGGAGACGGCGGAGGUGGAAAAGAAGGGCCUCCAUGAACUGAACAGGAAGCUCAAGGAGAAAAUAGCCGUGCUGCUGAGGCAGAAGGGCACGCACGCGCAGGAGAAGGACGGCUUGAACACGGCCCUCCGUGGCUUGCAGAACACCUGUGCCGCACAGCAGCGGCGGCUCGAGUCCUUGAGAAGUGAGGCUGAGCAUCUCAGGGAGGAAAACCUCGCUUUGAAGAACAAGGUGGCCUUCUUAACCGAGGAAGGGAGCGUGUCCGGCCUGCAGUCCAGGGAGCUGCAUGGAGAAGAACUCCGGCAAAAAGUAGAAACUGUGCAGAAGGAGAAAGCAGCCGUGCAGAAGAUGGCUGAGAAUCUGAAGCAGCAGGCGUCGGAACUGAAAGCCAGGAACCAGCAGUUGGAACUGGAAAACGCCGAACUGGGCCGCAAGAGCUCCCCCACGCAGGCGGAGGCGCACGAUCUGAAUCAGCGGUUCGUGAGGAUGCUUCGGCAGAAGGAGAAGGCGGCCGGGAGGGCUGCGCCGGAGGACUGGGGCAGAGAAGGCUCCCGGCUGCUGGAAGAGCUGGAGAACUGCAAAAUUCAGUCCUCGGCGCUGGUCUCGUCCUUGGAGACGGAGCUGUCCCAGCUCAGGGCUCACGCCUCUGCUCUGGAGCAGGAGAACCACUUCCUCAAGGAAGACCUGGAGAAGGUGAAGCAGCUGCCCAGGUGCCCUGACCUCUCGCACCUCCAGAACAAGAUUUCCUGCAUCACUGUGAAAAAUGAGAAACUGUUGAAAGAGAAGGAGACGCUCAGCGAAGAGCUGAACCGAUGUGUGGAGAAGGUGACCAAAGCGGCCUUCCUGGAGAGCCUCGUGGCUUCCUUGAAGCAGGAGAAGUCCUCCCUGGAGCACCAGAACCAGGCUCUGAAAGCCCAGGUGGGCGCAGCGCAAGACAAGAUCCAGAUGUUUGACGAUGCCGUGCAGAACGUCAACCUUCAGAUGUCCAGGCUGAAGUCAGACCUGCGAGUAUCGCAACAGGAGAAAGAGGCCCUGAAGCAGGAGGUGGUGUCGCUCCACAAGCACCUGCAGCUGGCCAACGACAAGAACCGGGUCCUGGAAGUCGCCACGCACUCAGCCGGUCUCCAGAGCCAGCAGAAGAAGCUGUGCCGGGAUGAGCUGGGCCAGGUGCUCAAGCAGGAGCAGCAGCUGCUGAGGCAGGAGAACGAGCGCCUUCAGCGGGAGACCCAGAGCGCCAAGUCGGAGCUGACCCACUCCCGGGACAAGGUACGGCAACUGGAAUCCACGAUCCUGACCCUGAAGCACCAGAAGGUUCAUGGCCAGGCGGGGCUCGUGAAGGCCAUCGAACAGGAGAAGCUGAGCCUGAAGAGGGAGUGUGAGCGGCUGCAGAAGGAGCUGGCGGCCGCCAACAGGAAGAUCACCCAGAUGAAUUCCCUCGAGCGUGAGCUGCAAACCAUCAAUUCCGAAAAUGAAGGCUUGAGGAAAAAGCAGGUCAAGCUGGAUGACCAGCUGCUUCACCCGAACUCCAGCGGGACGCGUGGCCCGCCCCAGCCUCCUCGCGACGGGCCGCAGCUCCAGCAGCCGGGCCGUGCCGCGGUCCCCUGGGACGAGUUCCCCCAGGCCGAGCGGCGGGGUCAGCGCCUGCAGGAGGAGGCCGAGAGCCGGCCCGUGGAAACGAACAUGCCGCAGGUCGCACCUGAGCAGCUGCUGCAGACCAUGGAGAAGCGCUUGAUGGAUGUGGAGCGACAGCUCAGGCUGGUGAAACUGCUUCUCCAAGACAAAGUCAAUCAACUGAAAGAGCAGCUUGCCAAGAACAGCAGAGCUGAUGAAAUGGUGAAGGACCUCUAUGUCGAGAACGCCCAGCUGCUGAAAGCUCUGGAGGUGACGGAGCACAGACAGAAAACCGCGGAGAAGAAGAACUACUUGCUUGAAGAAAAGAUCACGAAUCUCAGCAGGAUCGUGAAGAACCUGACUUCGCCCACGCUGGCCUCCGCGGCCUCGCUGGGGUCGUAGCAGCCGAAGUCCCGCCUCUGCACAGCUCGAGCACUUUACUGCCAUGUGCAAGAUUCUCCCGGUGUCUUCUGGACGUCGGUGAUGGAGUCCGUGCCCGGGACCCUGGGAGAGCCUCCGUUCUGUCCGUGCACACACCGAAUCCACACGCCCACGGAGGGCACGGUUUAGAGCACUGCCUCGGCGGAACGCCUUUCUAUGCAUGCUGGUUCUGCUGGACUGUGGGGCGAGCAAGUGGCGCACUGGAGAUUCAGCAGCCCCAGAGAGAGAGAGCGCGUGCCCCAGAUCCCUGCGGGGUGACUGGCCAUCCCCUGCUCCCCAGCACAAGCCCGGCCAGUCUUUCCGAGGCUCACCGGUGCGUUGCUGGAGGCUUGGGGGCCAUUGCACUGUGCAUACCAAUUGGGACUUGUAUCACCAACCCUGAAGGACCAGAUCCGGUUCUCCAUCACAAAGGGAUUAGAGCCAUCAGGGAGUCCGUGAAAGCCUUGCGCAUAAAUGUGUCGAAUACAGUGGCACCUCGGCUCACAAACCUAACCCGUUCCAUGGCUCUAGUCUCGACCCAAACUGGUUGUGAGCCAAGUCAAAUUUCCCCAUAAGGUUCAAUGUAAACAAGGUUAAUCUGUUCUGUAACUUUUUUUUUAACUCACAAAAAUUUGAAGCAAAGUGACAAAGAACAACAAAGAUCGCAGCCAUCCCCCCCCCCCCCCCCGGCCCCCAGCACGACCGCGAUCGCGCCCGUGUUCCUUGCACGAGCACGACCGCAACCCUGGGCAUAGAUGGCCGUGGUCACGCUCGGGCAGGGAGGACGGGUGCGAUCGCGGCCAUCUCCCCACCCCCCAAGCAUGAUCGCAG
Messenger RNA from Varanus komodoensis (Komodo dragon), 7866 nucleotides. RefSeq names its product ninein (gene NIN). The record is from RefSeq and is a predicted model, not a curated record. Gene Ontology annotation, biological process: centrosome-templated microtubule nucleation; centrosome localization; microtubule anchoring at centrosome. The transcript has 30 exons. Lineage: Eukaryota; Metazoa; Chordata; Lepidosauria; Squamata; Varanidae. Gene Ontology annotation, cellular component: centriole; pericentriolar material; mitotic spindle pole. Bases 571 to 7017 code for a protein of 2148 amino acids. Gene Ontology annotation, molecular function: calcium ion binding.